Molecule: messenger RNA, 2127 nt
Organism: Penicillium cataractarum
Lineage: Eukaryota; Fungi; Ascomycota; Eurotiomycetes; Eurotiales; Aspergillaceae
Exons: 6
Coding region: 1-2127 (708 amino acids)
Biological process (GO): DNA-templated transcription; regulation of DNA-templated transcription
Molecular function (GO): DNA-binding transcription factor activity, RNA polymerase II-specific; DNA binding; zinc ion binding
Source: RefSeq, a predicted model, not a curated record
AUGCGGGGUCCGCAGAGACCACAACACAAAAUCAACAACAACAGCCACGUCCUCACUCCAGUCUAUCAAGUAGCGAAAAAGCAGUGCCUUCGCCCCGGAAUCGCGUGGGAAAGCCCGGGUGGGCUAGCAAAGUGGGCCUGCAAGGAAUGUCACCGGCGAAAGAUAAAAUGUAAUAUGACGACGAAAAGCAAGUGCACAUCAUGCACAAAGCUCAAUGUCCCAUGCUCAGUGAAUGAAUACAGGCGUCGUCGUAAUAAUGAGAGCCCCCCAUCACACUUUGCUGAGGUGACCAGGCGGAGCAAGAUUGCUCAGCUGGAAUCACAAAUUGAGCGAAUGGAACAAGUUUUCGAAGAGCUGGGUCUAGUUCCCCCGAGCGAUGAUCUGUCGCUCCAUGCCACACCAUAUGCCCAAUCUAAUGGGCCCGAAGCCAUAUCUGCGUUCCAGGCGCAGGACACCAGUACUUCUACGCGGGUUGGCAUAAACGAGUCAGAUCUCGAGAAAUCAAAUUUGGGACUAGGAGGCACUCUUAUCUCCCGUGAUGAAUUUGCGGUCUCGAAUCCGGUCUCGCCUACAUCCAUAGGCGAGAACAAUUCAUUUUUGAAGAACUUGGUAUUUCCACGCUGCACGGAGUUUGGUGGGAACGAUAGCAGGAGCGUUUCUCCAGACUCCUGCAACUGCCACCACCGCAGUGUCAGAGCAGCAUUAGGAGACAGGUUUAUAGAGGGAAAGACUACCUUAUUGUCAUGCGAAGUACCCUGUCAUUACGAAGAGCUGCAUACACUUGAUGGUUCCACCACCCGUCGCUCACCUUCCCCUCUGCCAACCAUGGCGGAGAUUAUGGUUUUGUUUCUGCAAUACUUGGAAAAUUUCAAUUCCCUUUGUCCUCUUUUUGAGCCUUUAUCUCUUCUCUCAAUAUGUGAUGGAGAUUGUGAGAUUCUUUCUACCCAGCCAGACCGCUGGGCCUGUAUCAAUGUGGUUCUGGCGCUGGCAUACAUGAUGCGCGACGAGCCACCUGGUGGAACCCACAAAAAUUCUGAAGCUGCUUGGGCAUUCAUGGAAAACUCACUACUGGUUGUUAAUGAAUUGUGUCUCGGGGAAGAGACACUGUGGGCGGCACAGGCCCUACUAGGGAUGGCAAUCUUUUUCCUGGGAGCUUUGAGCUACCGUCCGUGCAACCGAAUGAUUGCUUCUGCACUCCGGAUCAGUCACAGACUAGUGAUAGAACACCCCGAGGAUUCUUCGACAGACGGACAACGUGACUUGCAGCAGCUCCGAACGGUGUUUUGGAUUGCGUUUUGCUUGGAUAGAGAGAUUUGUCUACGAUUCGGUGGACCCUUAGGGUACUGUGAUGAAGAUAUGGAUAUAGAUUUCCUCCCGGGGCCUUUGGGGGAUGGGUGGAAUCUAUCGUCGGCGACUCAGAAGACUGGGUUCAAUAUUUUCAAGUCUUAUUGCGAACUCUCGGUCAUAAAAGGUAACAUUUACCAGCGCCUCCACUGUGGGACCGCACACCCGAUUUCGGAGCUUGCCGAUUCAGUGGCCAUGUUGGACAAAAGACUUCAGGAGUGGAAAGAGAGUGUACCAAAGGAAUAUCGGCCUGACGUUCACAACGCACCCUCGUUUCCAAAGUCCACAGGGACUCUUGUACUUCUUAGUCUUCAUUUUUCAUAUUUCAACUGCUUGAUAUCUGUCCACCGCGUGACUACAUUCCGCGACUCGAAUCUCGACCUGGAGCUCGCGAGAUCUUACAGCUCCGGCCUUCUUCCGUCUGACGUCGCUCUGAUAUCUGGAAUCUUGUGUCAGAAUGCGGCAAGGGCGUCGAUCCGGUUGAUUAAGUAUAUGCCUCAACGAUAUGCAUGUAUUCUCGGCUUUCUCCUCCACUAUCUCAUUAUAGCAUCGACCACUCUUUCGACUAGUAUCAUUCAUAAUCCACGGCUCGCAUCUCGAGCGUGGGACUUGAAACUUAUCCAUCAAGUGGAAUGUUUCAUGUCUUCCAUUGCCUUGGCUUCCCCGAAAGAUGGAUUGCAACGACUUGUCAAACACUGCGCUGAAUAUCGUGCUUUGGCCGAGUCCGCUGUUUGUUGCGGCGAUGCCACUUCGAACAACGUUCAAAAUACACAUUUGACCUGA